This is a messenger RNA of Hypanus sabinus (Atlantic stingray), 3552 nucleotides long. RefSeq names its product ephrin type-B receptor 2. Gene Ontology annotation, molecular function: transmembrane-ephrin receptor activity; ATP binding; protein binding. Bases 35 to 2992 code for a protein of 985 amino acids. Lineage: Eukaryota; Metazoa; Chordata; Chondrichthyes; Myliobatiformes; Dasyatidae. The record is from RefSeq and is a predicted model, not a curated record. Gene Ontology annotation, biological process: central nervous system projection neuron axonogenesis; axon guidance; cell surface receptor protein tyrosine kinase signaling pathway. Gene Ontology annotation, cellular component: plasma membrane; neuron projection. The transcript has 16 exons.
UCGCUGUCAGUGGCGCGGAUCUCUCCCUCCCACAAUGGGCAUCCUGUGGAUCUUCUGCCUGCUGUUCGCCGCCGCCGCCGCCCUGGAAGAAACCUUGAUGGAUUCUACAACAGCAACAGCGGAGCUGGGGUGGACAGCCCAUCCUUCCACUGGCUGGGAAGAAGUUAGCGGAUACGAUGAGACCAUGAACACAAUCAGAACAUACCAGGUCUGCAACGUGUUUGAAGCCAGUCAGAACAACUGGCUCCGCACCAAUUACAUCAAACGUAGAGGGGCCCAACGCAUUCACGUGGAGAUGAAGUUUUCUGUCCGUGACUGUAGUAGCAUUCCUAAUGUGCCCGGCUCUUGUAAAGAGACAUUUAAUCUCUACUACUAUGAAUCUGACACAGAUUCAGCAACCAAGACAACUCCACAAUGGAUGGAAAAUCCGUGGAUGAAAGUUGACACGAUUGCAGCAGAUGAAAGCUUUUCCCAGGUGGAUUUAGGAGGGAGAGUGAUGAAGAUUAACACAGAAAUCCGAAGUUUUGGCCCAGUGUCGAAGAAUGGUUUUUAUCUGGCAUUUCAGGAUUAUGGGGGAUGCAUGUCACUGAUAGCGGUCAAAGUCUUCUACCGAAAGUGCCCAUGGGUCAUCCAGAACGGAGCAAUCUUCCAGCAGACUCUGUCUGGAGCAGAGAGCACAUCUCUGGUAGUGGCUCGGGGGACUUGUGUCCCCAAUGCUGAGGAAGUGGACGUGCCCAUCAAGCUGUACUGCAAUGGAGAUGGAGAGUGGAUGGUUCCCAUAGGCCGCUGCAUGUGUAAAGCUGGCUAUGAGUCAGUGGAGAACGGCACUGUCUGUCAAGCCUGUCCAUUGGGAUCAUUUAAGCCUCUCCAAGGAGACAAUCUCUGUCUGACCUGUCCAAUCAACAGCCGGACCACCAGUGAAGGGGCUACAAGUUGUAUCUGCCGGAAUGGAUACUAUCGCUCAGACUCCGAUCCACAUGACAUGCCCUGUACCACAACGCCAUCUGAACCACAGACUGUUAUUUCCAGUGUAAAUGAAACAUCCCUGAACCUGGAAUGGACACCUCCACGUGAGUCAGGAGGCAGGGAAGAUGUAGUUUACAACGUGAUCUGCAAGACCUGCAAAUCUGGACAUGGACGCUGUACUCGAUGUGGGGAUCAUGUGCAGUUUGUUCCACGUCAGCUGGGCUUGGCUGAGCCGCACGUUUACAUCAGCGAUCUGUUGGCACACACACAGUACACCUUUGAGAUCCAAGCUGUGAAUGGAGUCUCCGAUCAAAGUCCUUACUCACCCAGCUUUGCAUCCAUCAAUAUUACCACUAAUCAAGCUGCACCAUCUCCAAUUUCAUUUAUACACCAAGUGAGCCGAACUGUGGACAGCAUUACGCUGUCUUGGGCUGAUCCUGACCAGCCCAAUGGAGUCAUCCUGGACUAUGAGCUCCAGUAUUAUGAGAAGGAUCAAACCAAGUACAACUUCUCAACUGUGAAGAGCCAAACGAACACAAUCACCAUCCGCAAUCUUCGUGUUGGCAGCAUCUACGUCUUUCAAGUACGAGCACGAACUGUGGCGGGCUUUGGGCAAUUCAGUGGAAAGAUGUAUUUUCAGACAAUGACAGAAGCGGAAUACCAGAGCAGUCUUCAGGAGAAACUUCCUCUCAUCAUUGGAUCAGCAGCUGCUGGCCUGGUCUUCAUAAUUGCGGUUUUAAUCAUUUUCAUUGUUUGCAACAGGAGGCAAGGAUUUGAACGUGCAGACUUGGAAUACACGGACAAAUUGCAACAUUAUACAAGCGGUCAUGUGACACCUGGUAUGAAGAUUUACAUUGACCCUUUCACUUACGAGGAUCCCAAUGAGGCUGUAAAAGAAUUUGCAAAAGAUAUUGACAUAUCAAGUGUGAAGAUUGAACAAGUCAUUGGUGCAGGUGAAUUUGGAGAGGUGUGCAGUGGACAUCUCAAGCUACCUGGAAAGAGGGAAAUAUUUGUGGCUAUCAAGACAUUAAAAUCUGGUUAUACAGAGAAGCAGAGACGGGAUUUCCUGAGUGAAGCAAGCAUCAUGGGACAAUUUGAUCAUCCGAAUGUCAUACAUCUGGAAGGAGUGGUCACCAAAAGUAGCCCAGUAAUGAUCAUCACAGAGUUCAUGGAGAAUGGUUCGCUGGACUCCUUCCUCAGGCAAAAUGAUGGACAGUUCACAGUUAUACAGCUGGUUGGAAUGCUGCGAGGAAUCGCUGCUGGAAUGAAAUAUCUGGCAGAAAUGAGCUACGUGCACAGAGACCUUGCAGCCCGCAAUAUACUCGUUAACAGCAACCUCGUAUGCAAGGUUUCUGACUUUGGAUUGUCCAGAUUCCUAGAGGAAGACACAUCAGACCCUACAUAUACAAGUGCUUUGGGAGGGAAAAUUCCAAUCCGCUGGACAGCUCCAGAGGCCAUUCAGUACAGGAAGUUCACAUCAGCCAGUGAUGUUUGGAGUUAUGGUAUAGUCAUGUGGGAAGUAAUGUCCUAUGGGGAGCGACCUUACUGGGACAUGACCAAUCAAGAUGUGAUCAAUGCUAUUGAACAAGAUUAUCGACUCCCUCCACCCAUGGACUGUCCAACAGCACUUCAUCAAUUAAUGCUUGACUGCUGGCAAAAGGAUCGGAACAACAGGCCAAAGUUUGGACAGAUUGUGAAUACCUUGGAUAAAAUGAUCAGGAAUCCAAACAGCUUAAAGGCUUUGACACCAUUAUCUUCAGGGGUAACAUUACCAUUGCUGGACCGUACAGUCCCUGAUUUUUCCAGCUUCUCUACAGUAGGUGACUGGUUGGAAGCCAUUAAGAUGGGACAAUAUAAAGAUAACUUUUUGAAUGAAGGCUUCACAACAUUCGAAUUUGUCUCUCAAAUGACUGCGGAGGAUAUGCUUCGAGUUGGUGUUAAUCUGGCAGGACAUCAGAAGAAAAUUUUGAACAGUAUUCAGAUGAUGCAAACACAAAUGAAUCAAAUUCAGUCAAUGGAAGUCUGACAGUGGGUAUGGUUUGUACAAAGACUUUGAAUAUUGCAGUUCGGAGUAAUCUUAAGUCUGGAGGCCUUUUGAGACUGACCUAUUGCAACCCAAACCUUCACAGUCUAAAGUCCUUCCAAGAACUUCAUUGAAGGCUGGAAAAGCUCUGUGAAAUGAUAUUAACAUUUACAUUUAAUCCACAAAACCCCUUUAAAAGGGUUCAAGCAACUAUAAUGUAAAACUAACAUCAUCUCCAAGGGACCAUGCAAUUAACCCAGAAUCUGUAAUUGCCACGAACUCUUUGAUAAUUCAGAAAUGGCUAAGGUGCCAAUGUGCUUAUAUUAUUUUUCCUGAAGAAAACAUAAAAGAGCAAAAUAAGGUGUACAAUGAACUCAACGUAUGAUAAGGAAGUAUGCAGCUCAGCAACUUGUCACAGCAACUUGUGGGCAAGAAUAAAACUUAAGGAAUUAGAGGAACAACAAAUUUUGAGGCUGGAUCCUUUAAUGUAAAUGCAAGAAAAAAAAUGAAGAACAGACAAAACUGCAGUAGUUACAUUGGCAACUGUUGUACCUUUGGUCAGA